Messenger RNA from Culicoides brevitarsis, 640 nucleotides. RefSeq lists its product as uncharacterized. Bases 94 to 558 code for a protein of 154 amino acids. The transcript has 2 exons. Lineage: Eukaryota; Metazoa; Arthropoda; Insecta; Diptera; Ceratopogonidae. The record is from RefSeq and is a predicted model, not a curated record.
AUGACUUAAAAUGAUAAAAAAUUGUUAAAAAUCUUUAAAAAAUCUUAAAUUUAAAUUAAAAUUGUUGAAAAUUUACCCAAAAUACUGCGAAAAAUGAUGAACACAACAUCAUCCAAACGUUCUUUGAUCGAUGACAGCAAACGUAAACAACCCGAGAAACCCGAGCAAAAACAGCCCUCAGAUCGUUCCCUUCGCAUUCUCUCCGGAAAUGUCGAGUUCGCGCUUCGUUGUGCCAAAAUGUUGCCUUCCACGAGUUCAAUUUUGCUGGAAAUUUUCGGAACAGUCAUCAGUGUUCGUCCUGGCGGCAGAAGUGAGAUGAUAAUUUUGCUGCGGAACGAUGGAGGACCCAUUCUUCGGUUGUCGUACCACGAAGUGCAGUUUCCCCUGCCAAGCGGAUUGAAGGAUGUGCGAUGCAUUUGUCGGAUUAACUCUGAUGGCGGAUUUCAGGCGUUCAAAUUGGUGCCAACGGAGUUCUGUUACGAGUACAUUCAACGGUUGCAGGCCAUUUCUGUGCAUUUUUUGAAGAAAUUCGUUGAGACACCUGCUUUGUUGGAGUGAAUUUGUUAGAAAUUUUUCAGUAAAAAAUAAUUUUUGUUAAAAUUUGGCAAAAAAUUUGUUCAAAAAAAAUUUAAAUCCUUAU